Myotis myotis is the source of this 2496-nucleotide messenger RNA. It is a transcript of the gene SIX2, whose product is annotated as SIX homeobox 2. The coding region runs from base 681 to 1583 and encodes 300 amino acids. Lineage: Eukaryota; Metazoa; Chordata; Mammalia; Chiroptera; Vespertilionidae. The record is from RefSeq and is a predicted model, not a curated record. Gene Ontology annotation, cellular component: transcription regulator complex; nucleus. The transcript has 2 exons. Gene Ontology annotation, biological process: kidney development; regulation of transcription by RNA polymerase II. Gene Ontology annotation, molecular function: DNA-binding transcription factor activity, RNA polymerase II-specific; RNA polymerase II cis-regulatory region sequence-specific DNA binding.
GUCCGUCUCCUCCCUUGCUCUUUGGGCGUCCGCUCCGUCAAUCACCGCCGCCGCGGGCCCCUGCCCGGCCUUCUCCGCCUCCCAGGCUCUUGGAGCGCCUCGGGCUCCUGUCUCAAGCUGCCCUACGCUUUGCGCGGAGCCCGGCGAUCUGUCAGCGGAGCCAGCCGGGGGGAGCCGCCCGGCCCGCCGGGGCUCGGGUUACCAGUGACUGACAGCGUCUCCAUGGCGAAUAAUUUGACUCCGACUAUUGUCUGGCGCGGGCAGGCCCCGGGUCAGAUAACCAGACCAAUCAGGGCGCGGGCCGCCGCGCCUCAUGCCCGCUUAGAAUAAUAUUAUUAAAAAAGCGAGAGAGCUAGACGGGAGGGAGACCUAGUGAGCAGCCAGCGAGGGAGCGACAGGCGAGCGGACGCGGAGCAUGCCGAGCGGCGCCCCGGGCGGCCCCCGGGCUGGGACCAGGGCGCAGGCGAGGCGGGCAGGCGACGGGGCCGCAGCGCUGCGCGGGAGCCGCGGCCGGCGCGGGGACGUCCUGCCGUGACUCGGAGUUCGCCGAGAGCCAGCGCCGGUCCAGGGAGCCCGCCCCGCCCGCUUCUGGGCCCGGACCGCCCGGCGGGGAGGCGCCCAUGCCGGACCGCGCAGCGCGGUGAGGGCGCGCGCGGGCGGGCGGGGGCGCCGCCGGCACCAUGUCCAUGCUGCCCACCUUCGGCUUCACGCAGGAGCAAGUGGCGUGCGUGUGCGAGGUGCUGCAGCAGGGCGGCAACAUCGAGCGGCUGGGCCGCUUUCUGUGGUCGCUGCCCGCCUGCGAGCACCUUCACAAGAAUGAAAGCGUGCUCAAGGCCAAGGCGGUGGUGGCCUUCCACCGCGGCAACUUCCGCGAGCUCUACAAGAUCCUGGAGAGCCACCAGUUCUCGCCGCACAACCACGCCAAGCUGCAGCAGCUGUGGCUCAAGGCGCACUACAUCGAGGCCGAGAAGCUGCGCGGCCGGCCCCUGGGUGCUGUGGGCAAGUACCGCGUGCGCCGCAAGUUUCCGCUGCCGCGCUCCAUCUGGGACGGCGAGGAGACCAGCUACUGCUUCAAGGAAAAGAGUCGCAGCGUGUUGCGCGAGUGGUACGCGCACAACCCCUACCCCUCCCCGCGGGAGAAGCGGGAGCUGGCGGAGGCCACGGGUCUCACUACCACACAGGUCAGCAACUGGUUCAAGAACCGGCGACAGCGUGACCGGGCAGCCGAGGCCAAGGAAAGGUACGAGGAGAACAGCGAGAACUCCAACUCCAACAGCCACAACCCGCUGGCGGCGUCGCUGAAUGGCAGCGGCAAGUCGGUGCUAGGCAGCUCCGAGGACGAGAAGACGCCGUCGGGGACCCCAGACCACUCGUCGUCCAGCCCCGCGCUGCUGCUCAGCCCGCCGCCACCACCCGGGCUGCCAUCCCUGCACAGCCUGGGCCACCCUCCGGGCCCCAGCGCCGUGCCCGUGCCGGUGCCCGUGCCAGGCGGAGGCGGCACGGACCCGCUGCAGCACCACCACGGCCUGCAGGACUCCAUUCUCAACCCCAUGUCAGCCAACCUCGUGGACCUGGGCUCCUAGGGCCCCACCUGCCUCGAUGCGCUGGCCUCCGGGGACCGAGAGGCGGCAUCGGGAGGGCAUGUGGCGCCGGGGCCCGCUGGGGACUGAGGCCCGCAAGCGAGCGGGCAGAACCGCCGGUUGGUGUUGCGGAUGGCCCUCUGGCUUGGCCUUGGUUGGGAAUUUUUUUCCCCCCAACAAGUUGGUUUUGAGAUGCUUUGGAGACCUGGGACCGGGUCUUGAACCAGGGAAGGGAAUAAAUUAUACACCAUUCUUAUACUCUCCUACCUUCUCUCUGCUUCUCUUUGUCUGUUCUCGCUCCCCUUGCUCCUUCUUCCUCUUCCUUCCCCUUUCUUCCCCCUUCUUUCUUUCUCCCUUUCUUGCUCUCCCCUUAUUUACUCUGUCUCUGUUUCCCUUUAUAUUUCUGGCUUGUCAUUUCUCUAGGUUUCUGUUUCUCUGUCUCUCUCUGAUUGUCUCUCCUCUCCCCCAGCCUCACAUAUCCUGGCCCUGGGUCUGUACCCCUCCGUCUUUUCCCUCCUGCCUGGCCUUCUGACCCCCCACCGCCACCCCUGGAUUUCCGGGGUUGGGGGGUGGGAGGGGGGAAAGCAAAGGAAAGACAGCCUUUGAAUCCAGGCCAUCUCCAGAGGCCCUCCCGGAGGGGUCAUUGGGGCUGCAGGUGUCAGCUUUGCCCUAGUAACUUCAGUGAAAGAGAAAGGGCAGCGGCGAGAAGGCCCCGCAGGCCCCCAGCCCUGCACUCUCCUCCUCCCCCUGGACUGUGACCACAGUGCUCCCGCCAGAGCCUGCCUCCCGAGCCUCGGACUUGCCGUCUGCCUGUUACGCCCUCAUGUGAAUGUUCUUCAGGAAAUAUUUCUGCUUUUAUUUUAUAAUAAAAUUAGAAAUGAUAAAUAUAUAUGGAUAUACACCACGAGGACCGUGA